CCUAUUAGAGUUACUCAUUACAUAUUCUAAAUACACACUUUAGUUAACCCCAAAAAACAAAUCCCUCUUCAUUCACCGACAACAUUAUUUUCCAAAAAACAAAACAAUAACACAAUCAUGACAGAUCGUGUUUACCCUUCCGCCAAACCAACUACCAACGGCAACGGCGCCGCCACCGUCAACCCAUCAUUUCCAGCCACUAAAGCUCAACUCUACGGCGCCACCCGCCCCACCUACCGUCCUCAACCCCAUCACCGCCGUACCCGCCGCCGUUGCUGCUGCACUUUCUGUUUCUGGUUUUUCCUCAUCCUCUUAAUCCUCCUCCUCCUAAUCGGCGUCGCCGGCACCGCUUUCUACCUCAUCUACCACCCACACCGCCCUACUUUCACUGUCACUUCCCUCAAACUUUCCUAUCUCAACCUCACUUCUUCCUCCACUCUCAACUCAAAAUUCAACAUCAACAUCACUGCCAAAAACCCCAACAAAAACCUAAUCUUCGUUUACCAACCAAUUUCAAUUUCAAUUCUCUCCGGCGACGUCGAUGUCGGCGACGGAACAAUACCCACUUUCGAACAUGGAAAGAAAAACACUACACUUUUAAAAGCUUCGAUUUUGAGCAGUGGGGAAGCACUGGAGAACGAUGCAGAAACAGAGUUGAAGAAGAACAUGAAGAGCAAAAAUGGGUUAGCGUUGAAAGUAAAGUUGGAUACGAAAGUGAAGGCUAAAAUGGGAAAAUUGAAGACACCAAAUGUUGGAAUCAGAGUCUCUUGUGACGGAAUUAGAGUUCAUCUUCCCGCCGGUAAGAAACCGGUGACGGCGUCAACUUCGAAUGUUAAGUGUGAAGUUGAUGUCAGGUUUAAGAUCUGGAAAUGGACGGUUUGAUUUGAGGAAUAAUUAAAGCAAGUUCAUGUGGAAAAGAAACACAGGAUCAUAUUCAUAGAGGUGUGUUAUUUUUUUUAUUUUGUUUGUUGCUUUUGGUCUUUUAUUUUUAAUUUUUUUUUGUUUUUAUUUAUUUAUGAUUUUUUAUUUUGAUAUAAUUUUUGGAAAUUUGUUCAUACUCAAUGAUUAUUUGCAUAAACGCGUGUAAAUGGCGACAAAGUUUGAUGUGGUUUUCAGUGGGGGACAGUUGUAUACUAGUCUAUUUUUCGAUAGAAAUAUCUGUAUUUUUUUCUUAAUUUAUUUUGUUUAAUUUCA
Cicer arietinum (chickpea) is the source of this 1194-nucleotide messenger RNA. Its product is annotated as NDR1/HIN1-like protein 13. Gene Ontology annotation, biological process: defense response to other organism. The record is from RefSeq and is a predicted model, not a curated record. Gene Ontology annotation, cellular component: plasma membrane. Lineage: Eukaryota; Viridiplantae; Streptophyta; Magnoliopsida; Fabales; Fabaceae.